CAGACGAGCGCCUGCCUGAGCCUGGCAGGGGGAUGUGUUUGGGGGGUCUCCAACCCUUAGAGCAGCUCCCGGCCUGCCCUACGGGUCCUGCCCCGGUGGCUAGCAAAGGGUUAACGCGGGGGAAGGUGGGGAUCUGCAGCAGGAUGUGACCUGAUGCUGACAUGCUGUGAUGUUCUGAUGUCACAUGUGCAAGGCGGGUGGGAGGAGCCAGAUGGUUUGUGCUGCAGGUCCCAGGAGUCCCCGCGGCUGGGGGAGGGGAGCAGGAAGAGGAGGCUGCAGGGAGGGAAGAGAGAGCAGCGGCACCGGGGGCAGCCCCGGAGACAGGACGUUGUCAGCAGGCACCGUGUGUGAGUGCAGGGAGAGUGAGAACCCAGGUCCUGGUGGGGAGAGGCCUCUCCUGAUGGAGUCAGUGGCUGCUGCACUGGAUCCCAUGGUAGACAUGGCCCAGCCUUUCGGAGCCCUGGUGAAGCUGGAGGAGCAGGACCCAGGAGGUCUCCAGGCAGGAGCUGACGGGACGAGAAAAGUCCCUCCGAUAGUCCAGGCUUGGACCUGGGGGGCAUCCUCGAGGUGGUCGGCACCACAGCCAGUAAAAGUAAAGCAGCAGCUGCAGAAGGAGUCUGUCAAACGCUGGGAGAUCCGGGGACAGGAGGUGAUACAGGCUGUGCAUCCCCUUUCUGAUGCCAAGUUUCCCUCGGAGACCCCACAGCUGGCACCGGGGAAUGACCUCCCCACCCCAGAGACCUGGCGUCAACCCUUCCGGGGCAUCCGCUACUUGGAAGCCAAGGGGACACAGGAGAUUACAGUGAAUGUGAAGGUCAAGCAGGUGUCCUCUGGCAAGGUGCAGCCCAGUGGGACACUGCAGGAGCCUGGUGAUUCCCGGCUGGAGCAGCCAAAGGCCCAUUGUGUAGACAGGCCUCUUGAGGAGGCAAGACGGAAGGAAACCCUGGCACCUCAGGAUGAGCCACGUCACGUCCCCAAAGAGGAGCCUCCGCCCCACCAGGAGUCAGGUGCUGGGACCCUGAGCAGAGCUGAGCAGCAGCCUCCUGAGGAGGGGCCUGGGAACCUGGAGCUGCAGAAGACUUCCCCAGGGAGACUGGGGGAGAAGGACUCCCUGAGACCCGAGCCAGACCAAGUGCAGAGGGGGCAGGGCAGGCCUCCAAAGCAGGAGGACAGCUUGGAGCUCCGGGAAGUGUUUGAGGACGUGGCUGUGUAUUUCACACGAAAGGAGUGGGAGCUGCUGGAAGAACAUGACAAGGUGCUUUACCAGGACCAGAUGCUGAGGAAUUAUGAAGCCCUCGUUUCUCUGGGAUAUGGAGGUCCCACACCUGACUUAAUCUACCGCAUCCAGCAAGGACAGGUGGAGCUCUGGGUCUGGGAUGAUGAGGACGGUGGGGAGAUCUCAAGGUCAGAGGACCUCCUGCCAUCAGAAGGUGCCUGGCUGCUGAGAAGAGCUGAGGAGCAUGCUGACAAGGAAGGGCCUGCAAACAUGGAUCCAUCAAAGAAUUUCCCAUGCUGUUUGGGUGAGAUGGACUCCCUGGGACCUGAGAAGGACCAAUGGCACAAGAGUCAGGGGAGGCCCGAAAAGCAGGAGGAGUGUCUAUCUGUGAACCAGAUACCAUCUCCUAUUGGGUGUGAGAGUGGAGAUAGGGCAGAACCCACAAACAGUCCUGGGCAGAGAAAAGAAGGUGUGGAGCUGAGCGAGCAGAAGAGCCACUGGAAAGAGACACUGCAUCCAAGCCAAGGCAGUGGGGAGGGAGUCAGAGGGAAGAGCUUCACCUUCUCCAGCCUGACCUGGCAACUGUGCCUCGAAAGAGAGAAGCCACAUCAGUGCUCUGUGUGUGGGAAGAGCUUCACCUUCUCCUUUGACCUGGCCAAGCAUCAGUGCAUCCGCACGGAGCAGAAGCCAUACGGGUGCUUGGAGUGUGGGAAGAGCUUCACACGCUCCUCCAACCUGGCGCAGCACCAGUUACUCCACACUGGGGAGAAGCGACAUCCAUGCUUGGAGUGUGGGAAGAGCUUCACUCAGUGCUCCCACCUUGCCCGGUACCGGCUGAUCCACGCUGGGGAGAAGCCACAUAAGUGCCUUGAGUGUGGUAAGAGUUUCACCUUCUCCUCUGACCUGGCCCGGCACCAGCGGAUCCACACAGGGGAGAAGCCAUAUCAGUGUUCAGAGUGUGGGAAGAGCUUCAACUGCUCCUCCAACUUUGCUCGGCACAAGCGCAUCCACACAGGGGAAAAGCCACAUAAGUGCCCUGAGUGUGGAAAGAGCUUCACCUGCGCCUCCCACCUGACCCAGCACCAGAUCAUCCACACAGGGGAGAAGCCACAUCAGUGCCCUGAGUGUGGGAAGAGAUUCGCCUUCUCCUCUGACCUAGCCCAGCACCAGAUCAUCCACACAGGGGAGAAGCCCUAUCAGUGUUCAGAGUGUGGGAAGAGCUUCAAUUGCUCCUCCAUCCUGGCCCAGCACCAGCGCAUCCACACAGGGGAGAAGCCACAUUUGUGCUCUGCAUGUGGGAAGAGCUUCACCUGCUCCUCUGACCUGGUCCAGCACCAGUGCAUCCAAAUGGGGGAGAAGCCACAUCAGUGCCUUGAUUGUGGGAAGAGCUUCACCUUCUCCUCUGAUCUGGCCCGGCACCAGCGCAUCCACACAGGGGAGAAGCCAUAUCGGUGCUCAGAGUGUGGGAAGAGCUUUACCCGCUCCUCCCACCUGGUCUGGCACCAGCGUAUCCACACGGGGCAGAAGCCGCAUCAGUGCCCUGAGUGUGGGAAGAGCUUCAACUUCUCCUCUGACCUGGCCCAGCACCGGCGCAUCCACACAGGAGAGAAGCCGUAUCAGUGCUCUGAGUGUGAGAAGAGCUUCAACUCCUCCUCGAACCUGGCCCGGCACCAGCGCAUCCAUACAGGGGAGAAGCCAUAUCUGUGUUCGGAGUGUGGGAAGAGCUUUACCUGCUCCUCCCACCUGACCCUGCACUGGCGCAUCCACACAGGGGAGAAGCCACAUCAGUGCUCAGAGUGUGGGAAGAGCUUCACCUGCUCCUCCCACCUGACCCAGCACCGACGCAUUCACACAGGGGAGAAACCUUAUCAGUGCUCACAGUGUGGGAAGAGCUUCACCUGCUCCUCCCACCUGACCCAGCACCGGCUCAUCCAUGCCCGGAAGCAUCCGGAGCAGGCACAAGAGCUACAGAAGGUGGUGUCGAUGCUUGGAGGCAUCCUCCACCGUGAGGAGUUCAUCGAUUCGAUGCUGUGGAGACCUCCGGCAGAGAAGCGAGAAGACGUGGACUCCCAGGAAGACUUACUGGCGGCUCCAGAGACUGGACCCUGUUGGCAGGUGCUGUGCGUGAGUUCAGGGAGAGCGGGAGUCCAGGCCCCAGGCUGGGUGAGCCCUCUCCUGGUAGAGACAGUGGUUGCUGCGCUGGAGUCUGUAGCAGCUGUGGACCUUCCCUUUGCAGCCAUGGUGAAGACAGAGGGGAAGCUGGAGGAGCAGGACCCAGGAACUCUCCAGACAGGAGAUGAGAAGACGAAAGUACCUCUUGUUGUCCAUGCUAGGACUGGGGGGGUGUCCCCAAGGUGGUCGGCACCACAGGCAGUAAAUCAGCAGCUGGAGAAGCUGGUCCAGCACCAGGAGAUCCAGGGGCAGGAGGUUAAUCAGGCCAUGCAGCCCCCGCCUGAGGCCGAGAUUCCCUCAGAGACCCCAAAGUUGGCAUCAGGAGAUGAUCUCCCUACCCCAGAGACCUGGCGCCAGCGCUUCCGGGGCCUCUGCUACCAGGAGGCCGAGGGGCCGCGGGAGGUUUGCAGCUGCUUGAAAGAGCUCUGCUGGCGCUGGCUGGAGCCGCAGAGCCGCAGCAAGGAGCAGAUCCUGGAGCUGGUGGUGCUGGAGCAGUUCCUGGCCAUCCUGCCCCGGGAGAUGCAGAGCUGGCAGUGGGGGCACAACGUUGAGACCUGCACCGAGGCUGUGACCCUGGCUGAGGGGUUUCAGCUGGGACAGGAGGAGGGUGAGAAGCUCCAGAUCACGAUGAGUGUUAAGGUUGAAGAGGUGGCCUCGGACAAGAUGCAGCCCACUGGGGCACUGCAGAAACAUGCCAAUUCCUGGCUGGAGCAACCCAAGGCCUAUCAUGCAGACAGGCCUCUGGAGGAGGCAGGAGAGAGGGAAGCCCCAGGGCCCUGGGACAAGCCAGCUCAAGUCCCCAAAGAGGAGUCCCCACCUCACCAGGGGUCAGAUUACCCCAAAACGGAGGAGACUUGGGAGUGCUCAGCUGACAAAAGCUGCUCAGGCUGGUCCCCAAGACGAGGCCCUUCCCCAGGAGCAGGAGGUGCCUGGCUGCUGAGCAGAGCUGAGGAGGAGACUCGUGUGGAAGGGCCUGCAGACCUGGAGCCAGCACGGACUUCCCUAGGGAGUUUGGGAGAGAAGGAGACUUGGCACAAGAGUCAUGAGAGAUCCCAAAAGCAGAAGGAGAAUGUAGCAGUGAACCAGCUCCAGGGCAUCCAACGGGGGAGGAAGACACACCGCUGCACUGAGUGCAGGAAGAACUUUGUCUCCUGGCAAGACCUGUCCCAGCACCAGUGUGUGCAGAUGGGGGAGCAGCCGCAUCGCUGCACCAGGUGUGGGAAGAGCUUCAGGCAGCCAUCCAGCCUGGCCAGGCACUGGUGCAUGCACACAAGGAAGAAGCCUCAUAAGUGCUCAGAGUGUGGGAAGAGCUUCACCUGCUCCACCAACCUGACCCAACAUUGGCUCAUCCACAAAGGGGAGAAGACAUAUCAGUGCUCCGAGUGUGGGAAAAGCUUCACUCACUCUUCCCGCUUGGCUCAGCACCAACGUAUCCACACAGGGGAGAAGCCACAUCAGUGCUCAGACUGUGGGAAGAGCUUCAACCUUUCUUCCAACCUGACCAGACACCGGCUCACCCACACAGGGGAGAAGCCGUAUCGGUGCUCAGAGUGUGGGAAGAGCUUCACCCAAUUUUCCCACCUGGUCCGGCACUGGCUCAUCCACACAGGGGAGAAGCCAUAUCAGUGCUCAGAGUGUGGCAAGAGCUUCAAUCAGUCCUCCUCCCUGGCUCAGCACCAACGUAUCCACACAGAAGAGAAGCCAUAUCAGUGCACGGAGUGUGGGAAGAGCUUCAACCUGUCCUCCAACCUGACCAAACACUGGCUUAUCCACACGGGGGAGAUGCCAUAUCAGUGCUCAGAGUCUGGCAAGAGCUUCACCGAAUCCUCCCACCUGGCUCAGCAGGUCAGUCACACAGAAGAGAAGCCACAUUGGUGCUUGCAGUGUGGAAAGAGCUUCACCCAGUCUUCCAGCCUUGCCCGGCACCAGCUUAUCCAUACGGGGGAGAAGCCACAUCAGUGCUCAGAGUGUGGGAAGAGCUUCAAACUGUCUUCCCACCUGACUGAACAUCGGCUCAUCCACACCGGGGAGAAGCCACAUCAAUGCUCAGAGUGUGGGAAGAGUUUCACCCGAUCCUCCCACCUGGCCCGGCACAAAGUCGUUCACACAGAAGAGAAGCCACAUCGGUGCUCAGAGUGUGGGAAGAGCUUUGCCCAAUUCUCCAACCUGACCCGGCACCAGCUUAUCCACAUAGGGGAAAAGCCACAUCAGUGCUCAGAGUGUGGGAAGAGCUUCAGCCAGUUCUCCAACCUGGCCCGGCACCAGCUUGUCCACACAGGGGACAAGCCAUUUCAGUGCUCAGAGUGUGGGAAGAGCUUUGCUCACUCCUCCACCCUGUCUCAGCACCAUCUCAGCCACACAGGGGAGAAGCCACAUCAGUGCCCAGAGUGUGGGAAGAGCUUCUCCCGAUCCUCCAACCUGGCAAAGCACCAGCUUAUCCACACAGAGAAGAAAUCACAUCAGUGCUUGGAGUGUGGGAAGGGCUUUCCCCACUCCUCCAAACUGGCCCAGCACCAGUGCAUCCACAUCCAGGAGCAUUCAUAAUGCUGCCAGCAAUGCAGGGAGGGCUUGGGGACAUCUCCCUGUUCUACAGCCUCCAGUGUCUGUGUCUAGGCAAGCAGCCCCAUGCUAGUGGACUGCAGCAAGAGUUCACCCAUCGUUCACCCAUUUUAGGGCAGUGCAGAACCCAAAGGGCACAGAGGCUGGCCUCCAAGGUUUGACAAGGGGGUGGGGGUAAAAGGAAACACCUCAGGUCAAGGCCAGUCCAGCUGCUGGGGGAACCUGUGAGGAGGUGAUUUUUGCAUCAUCCUUGUAGCCUGUGCCAUCCCCAUCUUUCUCUAAAAGCAGCCAGUGCUCCCAGGGGGAGAAGAAGUGCCUUUACAAUAGGGUGCCCUCCCUGAGACAACUGGCCCCAAAUGACACCCAGGGACUCACUUUGGCUGACUCCCAGCUUUUUCUUCCCUCCUGCUCCCAGGGUUUUGGUACAUGAGACUUGUGAGUUGCAGGAAGGAGGACAUUUAUGGCUGGGGAAGCAUUCCCUGCUCUACACCCUGACCUUGCCUUUCCUUCCCACCACAUUACCCUUCUCCCAGCCCUGCACAUGCCCACUGAGUCUGCAAGAAGCUGCUAUUGCCACCCCAUGAGCCUAGUUUAGCAGGUUUUGCUCUCAGCCCCUUGUCAGAACUCUGCACCACCAGGUGCCAGCUGCCCCCUCCCCUGUAUUCCUUCCCUUCGUGCCAGUCUGUAUAACACUGUAAAGAAGUGAAGGAAAAUGCUUACACAUUUGCAGCAAGAGGAGACCCACCGUUCUUGGUGGAAUGGGCAACAACGUGAGAUGAGCAGCUGCAGCAAUUUAUGAGCAGCUCCUCAAUCAGGCUCGGCCCCAUCCACGGCAUCACAGGUAUUUCUGGCCCACUGUCAGGGCUGGGGAAGAGCAAGGAGAGCCACCGGACAAUGGGGGAAAGCCAGGGAUGCUGGCAUGCCGUUGAAGGAGCACCGGACUGGGGAACAACGGUGGAGACAGCUCCUGAGAGUCUGGAGGGGAUCUACUAGCCUGAGUGCCACCACAGAGACUGCAGCGGCAGCAAACAUGAGGAGUACCUGCCGGGAUACAUGCUGAGGGAGAGAUGCCAUUUGGAGUGCCAGCAGCACUCCUCUAAGCAUUUGUAUUUAUAUUCUUCUUUUCUUUUUCUUUUCACUCGCCAGGUCUCAGAACCCAAGAGGCUGGGCUGCAGCCCUGGGAGCAGGAGCAGGACCCUGCACGCUGGCAGGGGAGCUGACUGCAGGCUCGCCAGGAGGUGAGCUAUUGAGGGCUGGCAGACAGACUCAUCACACCUGGGGAAAGUGGCAGGGGCUGCUGAAGCUUUUAGGUCAGAUGCCAACCCAUCCAAUGUUGGGAAACACCUUAGCAAGGUGGAGGGGAUCAUUAAGCCCUUUUCUUUUCCUUUGUCAUUCUCUUUAUUAUUUUGAGGAGGGCUGGGCAUUUGAGAAAGACCCGCAGCCGUAAGAACUACAUUUUCCCAGGCUGAGGGAAGAAGUCCAUAGCAGCGACAACCAUCUCGGCCAAGACUUACCUGAGUUUCUUUUAUCAUUUGAGUUAUCUUCCCUUCUUUGUCCACUGAUCAAAUGGUGACCAACUGAUUGGAGGAUCGGCAUGGUAACAGCCUCUGUAAGCCAGGUUGAGGACGUGAAUGGAGCGGCUGGGGUAAAGAACAGCCAAGGAUUGCCCAUUGGAAGAUGAGAGCACAACAAAUACAAUAGCAGGAUGCUAGGAUGGGAUGUAGGGGAGGUUGGAGCCCCAAAGAAGAACUGGACCAGAUACCAGACCAGAUACAUCCAGAAUUAUAUGCAACAGAAGUUGGUUACCUCCUGACUAAGACAAGUUCAACAUUAAGGCACAGCAGGCAAGAAUUGGGUAACCUACGUUGAGUGUAAGAACUGGGCGAGUCCGCACCCCAAUGGCACAGUCUCACAGGGUGCAGAGCCAUCAGACCCCAUGGCCCUAUCCUAUGCUGCGCUGACAAACAUAUUCCUUGCUAAUCAAGUCCCACAACUUAACAUGGUAUCCCUGUGGUUGGUAUCUGUGUUGUUUCCAGAGUUGGGAAAUGGGAACACACCAGGGCCCAGAACCCUGUCCAGGGCAGAUAUUUCUGUGGUUUCCUAGCCCCUUCCCUUUUGAGAAGAUUCAGCGCAAUCCAGGGGUUGUUUCUGACCCUCAGGAGCAGGAACUUGUCCCCCUUGAGGCAUUAAACCCAUGUCCUGCUGUGCACCAAGGACUCUGCCCUUUUGAAUGAACCUCUGGCCAGGGGGAAGUAGAGUCUCUAUUCUGGGUUAAAUGGGGCAGUAUGGGUAAAGGAGGUGCAGCCCAUGACAGGUGCUGCCUCUUCUGUGGAAGGGUGGGGAAAAUAUGAAGCCAUUGUAUGGGUGAAAUGCAGCAUGUUGUAAUCUCUCAUUGGGAAUAGUGGGGCUUCCAUCCUAAUGCCAAAGCCAUCUGGCUCCAUGACUGUCCCGUAGGAGCUGCUCCAAGAGAUUAAUCACCCAUCCUGGGGUACACUUAUUCAUCUCCAUAAUUGUCAUUUCUGCUGAUACCCCCCAGUGUAUAAAAAUGCUCUUUUCUUUUCCCUGUAUUACAGUGUUUAAGAAAAUAACCUCGAGACUUCUGAAUGAACCUGUUUUUUGGCAGGAGGGCUGGUUUGUCUUGUUGUUGGAGGUGGCCACAGAAAGAAGAGAGGGAAUGGGAGGUUUUUUGACACAUUUUGAAUGUGCCCGUUACUUGUUGAAUUUUAAGAGGCGAUGGAGGUUGGAGUUAACAUGUGUAGCCCCAGGGUAUUCUGGAAGUUGCAGUCCAAACUCUCAGUGACCACAGCUCUGAAGACUGCCCCUGGUUCCUCAUGUGGUUACACAAAUUACAUUCAGACGGCACUAGAAUAUUUGUGUGUGGCCAGAGCACUGAACAAGAGACAGCUUCACUGGGGUUGGCCCUUUCCAUGUCCCACUUCGAUUUUCAGGUCACAUAGAAAUGGGAAGGUGGAUACUCUCUCCAAGAAGGUGGAAUAUGAUGCUAACCGGGCACAGGAAUCAUUGAAGCCUAGCCCCUUCUGAAGCCACACAACAUCCUUGCACCACCUGGCCAAUGGCUCUGCAGUCUCAGCCACCACCUGGGAAGAAGUUGCUCUUGAAGAGCAGGCUGCCUU
Molecule: messenger RNA, 9081 nt
Organism: Alligator sinensis (Chinese alligator)
Lineage: Eukaryota; Metazoa; Chordata; Crocodylia; Alligatoridae
Product: zinc finger protein 850-like
Exons: 15
Coding region: 185-5932 (1915 amino acids)
Biological process (GO): negative regulation of transcription by RNA polymerase II
Molecular function (GO): DNA-binding transcription repressor activity, RNA polymerase II-specific
Source: RefSeq, a predicted model, not a curated record